Molecule: messenger RNA, 8772 nt
Organism: Blumeria graminis f. sp. triticale
Lineage: Eukaryota; Fungi; Ascomycota; Leotiomycetes; Helotiales; Erysiphaceae
Source: the annotation of a GenBank genome assembly
AUGGCUUCCGAUGGCGGAAAAUUACGAUUGGAGUCUAUUACAUCUAGUAUUUCUAGUAGCAAACAGAAAGUUCGGUCUGAUGCCUUGAGUGAGCUGAAGAUUUUCUUCGAAAAUUCACGUAGAGCUACCAAAUUGUCAGCCAUUAAUGACAAAUUGUUUCAAAAAAUAUUUGAAGCCUUAUUUAAGGCCAUUAUACUAGAAAAACAGUCUUAUCUCAAAUCGAAAAAGUCCACAAGGCAGCUUGAAAUAUGUGCUGAGACAAUGAGAAUAGUAGUCCGGGCAGCAACACCAUUUAUAAAGUCAAAAACAGUGGAUACAUUAGUCAAAAAUCACAUCCAAGUACUAGCCAUAUCUGAGGAAGCAUUUUUUCAGCCUCUGUGCAAAGAUAUUCUAAAAUGUUUAAUUAUUAUCUUCCAACAUACUCCUCACACAGAACAUUUGAAAUUAGUCACUUGGCUCGAGACAAUUGAUCUCUGUCUUCAGGGUAUCAACCAGUAUAUCAAUGCUAACAGAGCAGAGUCUUCAGUUCAGAAAUUAUCACACCAAAAUAGAGUAAAGACAAUAAAUAACUUAUGUGCUAUCUCAAACGAAGGUCCGAAUUGUGACCUCACACGACAGAAUGUUGAAGACCUAUUUCAAAUAAUCAUAACACUUAUAAAUACUCCAAAUGCACCCAUUUCAGAGCGGUAUGCUCCAAUAGCUGACUGUGCCAUACAAUUUCUCCUGUUGCAAGGCUCCAGUAUUAGUCAAGUAAAUCAACUGGUAUUUUUUGCUUUAAACAGAAUCUUACACUUUACCCGCACCAACCAUAUCUCAUUCACCAAAAUUGCUGCCCAGAAACUGGUUCCAAUAAUUGGGCAGUUCUUGAGUAGGAAAACUGCGGUAAAGGACGAGAUGUUAAAUUCCGUGCGAGACGAGAUGGUGAUUCUUAUAUUCCUUGUUUAUAGCCACAUAGAAUGCACUAUCAAAGAAGAAAUAUGCAAUGGAUUCUCAUCACAACUAGGUGAAUUAUUAGAAAUUAUAAGGAUAGACUAUUCAAAACGCUCUGAGCGUGACCAACUACAAUUGCAUGACUUAGAAAUGAUUGAUCAGAGCUCAAUUUAUACUGGAUCAUUCGGUCUAUACAACUUUCAGCUCAGAGAGCAUGAUAUUCAAGCUGAAAGAAACUGGUCAAUAUUAUUAGCUAUUGCGAUAUUGGAACGAAUAAAUAGUUUGAGCCUUAAAAAAGAACCCGAGAAACACUCCGAGAAACAACAAAAUCCUAGAAAACGUCAGCGUGUAUUUCCGAUAUUACACUGUCCUAUCAAUUCGAUAGCUAUUAAUAAUGAGAAAGAACAAACCGCUGGACUUCAAAUUUUAAUAUUUGUGCUGGAAAUUACUCAACUGCCUUGCUACGAAUUGGAGGUCUUGUUGGCUGAACUACAUUUAUGCUCUGGUUCUGAAAGAGAUAACGUUCAAGCGUGGGCUUUAUUAGCUAUCGCGAGCUGCACUUUGCAAAGCUCUGCGAAAGAAAUAUGUACCAAAAAGUGGAUGCAGCUCUGGCGUAUCGGGAUACGAUUUCUCACGUAUACCUACACCUGUCGCUCGGCAUCUGUUGCCCUCCACUCGCUGUUAACUCAGAAAUUAGUUUUAUAUCAGGAUGUUGCGGAUGAUGUAGAUUCAAUUAUUAGAACCGUUGAACAUAAUGGCCCAGUUACUCUUUGCGAUUCGAGUAUAUCCUUGAUGGUUCAUCUGCUCAAAAUUCGGGAGACAGAAGUACCUGGCGCAGGUGUGGCUACAUCAGAAUGUAUUCUUAGAUGGUUUUUCGCUCGAUGGAAGCCAGCGGAAAAAUAUUUUGCUGCACAUUAUGCCAUCCAUGUUCAACCAAAACAUGUAUCACUUCUCAUUAGGGCUUGUUUAGGAUUAAAUCACAUUCCACAUGCUCCUAUUGCUAGACAAAUGGGGCCCAUCGCGCAAGCGUGGCAUAGCCAUUUAGAAGAAAAGCUGAUUUUAGAUUACCUCCUUUUAGUCGAAGAGAAAUGGCCAGAAACACGAACUACUACAAAGAAGUUGUGCUCUGGCUGCCCUGAGUUUUCUGACUUAGAUAACUCCAAUUCUAUCUCAACCACCGCAAAAUUUCAAAUCUUACAAAAACUUUUACUUGAUCUACUUAACUCUUUAUCUGUCAGUACUCUUCAAGGCUGGAGGUCUUACUUGGUAGAUCAUCGCCCUCCCAUAUCUGUAGAAAUAUAUCGUAGCACACUCUACGGUUGCAUUGCAAUGCUAUCUAUAAUAAGUCUGUGCAGAAUCAAUAAUUUAGAGAAGUCUGGAUCCUCAGCUUCAUCUAUUCUUAAUUUUGCAAGGGAACUCGUAAGCUCCACCGACAACCCAGAAAGACUAGACUCGGAGGAAUCGACGAAGCUCACUGAAAUUCUUAUCCAAGAAAUUCAGCCCUAUUUACCACCGUGUCAGUUACUGAGCAUUUCUAGCAUGAAAGAUAAUGUAAAUGAAUUAUUCCAAUUUUUGAUAGCAGUUGCCGAAAUUUUUAUGAAAAUACCGGCUGUAGAAUGCGAAACAGGAUCAAAUGAUAUAAAAAUGAUUGAUCUAGAUGAGGAGCCGGCCCCUUUGCGGGAUGUUCAACCAAAAAAAGAUAAUCAAAAUCUCAAAGCAAUGCCAAGAAGUUGCCUAGCCCUCCACGCAAGUCCAGGUUACAUCAAAAUGUAUACCAUCGGAAAGCUUUCUUUAUUGACGACCAUGAACACAGUAUCUCAUUGUACAAGGGUUAUACCAAGAAAAUUUUUCGACAAUAUCAUCUCCCUGACUGAUGAAGAGUUUCUUUACAGCCAAAGAUUACUAUUAGAUAUCCUAGAUUCUGAUUUUGAUAUCAACAUCACAGACGCGAACAGGCUAGUUGAACGUAUUGGACUUAUUCUUUCUUCCGAUAAUCUUGAUCGCUGUGAGGUUAGCCUAACGCUUUGCGCAAAUAUGCUGUCAGCUAUGGAACCUAUAUGGUGUAGGUCGCAAGGAUCAGACUUGUCUAAAUCUGCUAGUCAGAUUUACGAAUGGAUUACAACUACUGUUAUUGAUAAAGAGCUAGCCUCUUCAGAGGGACAGAAAAGAAUAUCUAAACUACUUAUGAGUGUACUAUGUAGUAAACCUCCUGAUUCUGAACUCAGUGAUGAACAUUUCUCGACUCGAUCUCCAUUAUUCUCGAUACUUCAAACAAGUGAAAUCAGGGUAAAAUUCUUCAUAGCAGAUCAAAUACCAGAAAUACUUGGGAAUUUUGUUUUAAAAGAUCAUGAUUCUGUAUUUGCUGAUAUUUUAGACCGUCUUCCGUCGGAUGUAGAUUCGAUUGAAGGUAUUUCUCUUCGAAUGGCUGUGCUAACUAAAAUUGGCUCUGCAUGGCCUACACUACUCCGUCGCUGUAUCUAUCAUAUAUUCGAAAUCCCAAGCCAAAUCCCGAGCUCUACGAAAUACGCGACACGCUGUCUAAAUGAAAUAUCUCUGAAAUUAGAACUUAAAAGCUCGAAGGAACUAUUCAAAUUGUUCAGCUCUCAAAUACUUUACACGUGGUUAGAGCAUGAGAGUAUUAAUGAUAUUCCAUUCCAAAUUUUUGGCUUUGGUAGCUUACAAGAACUCGUCAAACUUGCAUCAGAGGAGGCUACAGCUCUAAUGAUCAUGCGAGGUCAGGAUAACUCUGUUCAAUUACUAGCAAAUAUCUUAGAAUCAGAUAAAAUCUGCCUUCUGCAGGACUCUUUUACACAAGCAAUGGCAUAUAGCGUUGCCUUUGACCUCAGUGCUUCAAAUGCCUGUCCUGGAAAUCCCUUAGGCGCAGAAUCUAUUAUGAAAACCUCUCUCGGAGAAAAAGAAUACUUUAGUCGCAUAGAUUAUCACUUUACUGAAAUCUUAGCCGUAAUGUUCUACUGUAUUGAUCAAGAAUCAACCUUUGAAAAGUAUUUUAAAAUAGGGGACUUAGCUUAUGCUACCAGUAUAAUGAAAAGGAUCAAGAAAUUUUCUACAUCUAAUAUAGUACUUCCACCAAAUAACCAACCAGUGUUCAAAGUUAAGUAUCUAGCCGCUGAGAUAAAAUUUCUCUGUUCACGAACGAAGUAUAAAGUUGAAAACCUCUUCACUCCAACUAUAGUCACCUAUAUUUCUAGAUUUCUGUUGGACAGGAUACACCCAGCUCUCGGGUCUUUGAAUGUCUGUUCAAUUUUACGAAAAAUACGAGUUUUAAUAUCAAUAGCAGGAAGUGUAGUUACCACUGGUUAUCCAUUAGAGAUGUUACUCCAGUCCUUAGGACCAUUUGUCCAGGACCCGAAAUGUGCCGAUGACGUCAUCGGAAUGAUACAAUAUCUCCUUGAUGUUGGUUCUUCAUAUCUCUUAGGAGUACCCUCUUUCGUCGCAGGAUUUUCAAUCUUAAUGUUCGGCUCAUUGAGGCAACGGAGACCCUCUAAAAGAACUGAGUCUCAGGGUUUUCUUUCCCAAAACUCUACAUGUAAUUCUAAAAAGCUUCAUUCUUGGAUGACAGGGUAUUUUCAAACUUACGACUCACCUUUUCUAUCGGAUAGCAAUACAAAAAAUACCUUUCAGUCAUUAAUUAAUGCAGCUAUCAACAUACAAUUAUCUGGGAGCAAAAAGAUGGAAACAGCAGAAAGUAAUCUUCUUUUUGGUCUCUUAAGUGAUGAAAAUUCAAGCAAUGGUUUACUUAGUAGACCAUCACGUGAUAAUGCUUUAGCCAUGAUUAGUUCAGAUUUUCAUGGUUCAGUUUCGAGCGAGGUUGAUGUUAUUAAUCUCGAUGAAGGUUCUAUAAUUUAUUCGCCGGCAAUUUGGAAAUCAUGUCAGAACUCUACAAAUAGAAAUUAUCAGUCAUGGGUUGCUAAGGUACUAGGAAGAGCUUUUGCAUCAUCCGGAUAUAUUCACAAAGAUCUGUUGCGAGAGUCGAAGCUAGCUCAGAUAAAAUAUUUUACAGUUUUAUCAGGCCGAGAGGGAAGUUCUGUUGAAGCAACUCUCAGCUUUUUGAAUGAGCUUAUUCUAGGAAAUGAUCUACAAGCUGUCAGUGUUGCAGAAAAAGCUUUACGAUAUGUUGUAGCAGCCGCGGACGAAAGACUAUUGAUGACCUGUAAAAAAAUUAUAUCGCAAUCAUUAUUAACCGCAAUAACUUGGUUUCCAUAUCAGCCUCCACCCUCUGAAACUCGAGACCACCCUAAGUUUUCUUUAGAUAUAUCUGAGUUUCUAACUUUAGAAUCUAUCUUCAAACAAGAUUGGCUAUCUAAUCUUUCAAUAGCACUUACAAAAUUAUUUCCUAAAGAACCAGUACUAGCUGCCAUGGAGCUGGUUCUCUCUCGAAUUCCAUGGUCUGCUGAGCAGGCUUUUCCUUUUAUUUUACACCUUGUCUUGACAUCAUAUUAUAGCAACACAAAACUUAUUAGAGCAGAUCUCUCAUCUGCUAUUAACAAAUGGUUUCAGAGUGAUACUACUGAACAGGAAAAUCUUAGGAUCCUAAUCAACGCUAUCCUUUACCUUCGAACUCAGGGGUUAGCGGGUGACUUUUCAUUCAUAGAUAGAACUCGGUGGCUUGAAAUUGACCUCUACAAAUCUGCCAUAGCCGCGUGCUCUUGUGGAAUGUUUAAGACAGCUCUCUUAUUCGUUGAAGAAUUCUACUCCCAAUUAUCUAAAUCAACUCCUCCGUCAAUAGGUACUAGAAAGAUAUUAGAUCCAGCUAGAGACUCUGCAAAACUUCUACUCCAAAUUUACGAAAAUAUCGAUGAUCCAGACUUAUACUAUGGCGUUAAGCAAAGCGCAAAUUUGGACACAAUAUUAGCUAGACUAGAGCACGAGAAAGAUGGCCUCAAAAGCUUGGCUUUUAAAGGAGCCCUCUUCGAUAAAAAUAUCCGAAAAAAUAAUAAGGCAUCUUCGAAUGAUUUGCAGUCAUUAAUUGAGGUAUUCGAUGUUUUAAAUUUAAGUGGUGUCUCAAAUUCUUUACUGCAAGCAUUCCAAUCAAGCGGUCUACCACAAUCAUCUAUCGAGUCCUUAUUUAAGACAUCAAGGAAGCUUGGAAAAUGGGAUAUACCUGUGCCGAGCUCAUAUAGCAGUAAUAACGUAUCAAUUUACAAGGUUUAUCAGACUUUUAAUAAUUCCCCUGAUCUAUACUCCGUUAAGCAAGCCAUAGAUGAGGGGCUUGGAUUCACUAUAAGUAAGUUGAUUACGAAGAAGCCGAGUACCGUUGAGCUUCAUGAGACUUUACAGACCAUGGCAGCGUUAGCAGAGAUGGGCGAAGUAUUUGAGUCACAUGGCUCAGAAAAGUUUGAAAAAUUACUGACUCGAUUUCAAAAGCGCUGCUCAUGGAUGAGGGUUGGGAGACUUGAUGAUGUCAGUCCAAUUCUAUCCUGUAGAGGCACCACUCUCGGUAUAUUAAGUGAAAAAUCUGAGCUCCAAAAAAUGAUGAAAUUAAGCUUAGCUAAUUGUCGGUUGAUGGAAGUAAAAACAGCUUUAUUAUCAUCAAAUAUUUAUCGUUCUCAUGGUGCCCUCCAGGAAGUUCUCACUCUUACGACAUCUAUGAUCGAUUUAAUUCAACCAUGUCAGCUUGUUGGUAUAAAUCCAGAAGUUGCUAUCCAUUUAGAGGCUGCAAAAACUCUCUGGAGCCAGGGAGAACUCUCAUCAUCUAUUGGUAUGCUUCAAACUUUAGAUCAAACUGGAAUUCUAGAUAAACAAACAAUACAUAUCGGUCGAUCUGAUUUACUUGCAAGGAUCGGCCAUCAGAUUUCAAUUGCUAGACUUGAAAACCCCGGUACGAUUAUAAUCAAGUAUCUAGGGCCUGCACUCAAAGAACUAAGGGGUCAAUUCAAAGGUCGAGAAGCUGGCAAAGUAUUUCACAAGUUUGCUACAUUUUGUGAUGAACAAUUGCAAAAUCCAGAUUCUAUCGAGGAUCUUGAGAGGGUUAGACAGAUGAGCAAAAAUAAAGCUGAAGAAGUCAAAGAUUAUGAAAAACUCAUAGCUAAAGCUUCAUCACUUGAAAACAAGAUAGAAUGCCAAUCUCGUCAAGCUAAGGCGAAGGCAUGGUUGAAAAUUGAUGAAAGAGAUCUUCUGCGCCAAACCUCUAAUAGAGAAGAAUUCCUAAAGCACUCUUUAGAAAACUACCUUCUUAGCUUAGUAGCUUCAGAUGAUCAUAAUAGAGACGCUUUACGUUUCUUAGCGCUCUGGCUUGAACAUUCAGCAGAAGAUCUGGCCAAUAGAGCAGUUUCAAAGCAUCUAAAAAAAGUACCGAGCAUGAAAUUUGCAACUCUUAUGAAUCAACUAACUUCUCGUCUUCAAGAUGUAGAUAACUCGUUUCAGGAGCUACUGUUUGAACUUGUCUUUCAAAUAUGUAUUGAUCAUCCGUAUCAUGGCAUGUAUCAAGUAUUUACAGGCUCUUUUAGCGAUACGAACGAGAAAGACGAUGCCGCUGUAUCUCGGAAAAAAGCAGCUCUAAAACUUGCGACGCGAUUAUCAAAUUUGAAUGAGACUAGUAAAAUCUGGAUGGCCAUUAAGUCGACAAGUAAAGCGUAUUGUGUUCUAGCCAGUGAAAAAAAUAGUAGAUACAAAUCAGGAAAAAGGCUUCGACUGGAUAUAUCUCCAGCUGCAAAAUCAUUAAAUUCUACAUUGAAAGCAUAUCCAAUUCCCUCACCAACAAUGCGGAUACCAUUUUCAGCCAGUCUCGAUUACUCUAGAAUACCCGUUAUUUUGGAAAUGAGAUCAGAAUUUUCAAUUGCAUCGGGGAUUAGUGCACCUAAAAUUAUCACUACAUUGGCAGAAAAUGGUAUGAAUUUUAGACAGCUAGUUAAAGGCGGAAAUGAUGAUCUUCGACAAGAUGCAAUCAUGGAACAAGUCUUUGAGCAAGUGAAUGAAUUGCUCAUGAUUAAUCGCUCUACGCAGCAGCGCAAUUUGAGUAUCAGGACUUAUCGAGUUCUACCGCUGAGCAAUAUUGCUGGUGUAAUUGAAUAUGUUUCGAAUACUGUUUCUUUACACGAAUACUUGAUGCCAGCGCAUGAGCGAUUUCAUCCCGAGGACAUUAAGGCUGAAAAAUGCCGGAGUCAAAUCAUAGCGGUUCAAUCAAAAAGUCCUGAAGUCAGAAUAAAGGCAUUUAAGGCAAUAAAAGAAAGAUUUAAACCUGUCAUGCGGUAUUUUUUUACUGAAAGAUUCUACGAUCCUGAUGACUGGUUCUCAAAGCGGCAAGCUUAUACACGCAGUACUGCGGCUAUAUCAAUACUUGGUCAUGUACUUGGUCUAGGAGAUCGGCAUGCCAACAACAUUCUCUUAGACGAGAACAGCGGAGAAAUCGUGCAUAUUGAUCUUGGAAUCGCUUUUGAAAUGGGUAGGAUCCUACCUAUUCCUGAAACAGUUCCAUUUCGUCUUACUCGAGAUAUUAUUGACGGAAUGGGUAUCACUAAGACGGAAGGUGUUUUCCGGCGGUGUUGCGAGUUCACGCUAGAAACUUUACAAAAAGAAUCCUACACCAUAAUGAGUAUCCUUGACGUUCUCCGUUAUGAUCCCCUUUAUAGCUGGUCGGUAUCCCCAUUUCGGCUUGCAAAGUUGCUAGAAGAACAAGAUCUAUCUAACGUAAAUGAUGCGGGAAAAUUAAGCGAAAAAAGAUUGAUAAAUGAACCUGGUGAAGCAGCACGAGCUCUUGCAGGAAUUCGUAAAAAGUUGACAAUGUCAUUAAGUGUCUAUGCGACAGUCAAUGAUCUCAUUAAUCAGGCAAGUGAUGAGAGAAACCUUGCUCUGCUAUUCGCCGGUUGGGCGGCGUUUGCAUGA